This is a messenger RNA of Rubroshorea leprosula, 1965 nucleotides long. NCBI's taxonomy places the organism in Eukaryota, Viridiplantae, Streptophyta, Magnoliopsida, Malvales, Dipterocarpaceae. The record is from the annotation of a GenBank genome assembly.
UCAUGGUUCACACUCGAUCGAUCCGAGCUGGUAAUUCAUCUCUGCCUCAUGGGCAAGGUCAACCUCCCAACAACCUUCCACCUCUGAUCCCACCUCAGAUCCCACCUCAAUUUCCACCUCAGGUCCCAACCAUAUUCCCUCCUGUUGAUCAUGCAGAAGGAGGAGAUGAAAACCAACCCCAUACCUCAGCUCACAAUUCAACUUCCACGGCCAGCCAAGACGUGGUGACAGCUCAGCUUGCUGCCAUGCAGCAGCAGUUUGGUGUUUUUCAGUUGGUACUGGCUCAACUUCUAGCUAGAAAUAAUCCUGGUGAUCCCCUAAUUAAUUUACUAAACCCUGCUCAACAACCCCCAGCUCCACAACAAAACCCCCAACCGGUUCAACCUACUCCCGUUGUUAGUGAAUCCCAAGAUCAAUCCCACGUAGCACCCGCUCAACAACCCAUCCCUGAUGAUGUUACCCGUCGCCUUGAUAGCUUAGAAAAGCUGGUAGCUGAACACCGAGGUGCCCCACCCCCACACCAUGCUGCUAAUUCCAUACCUCACCCCUUGAAUACCAACAUCACGCUAGAACCCUAUCCUACUGGCUUCAAAAUACCACAAUUGGAGACUUAUGAUGGGACGAAGGAUCCCGAUGAUCACCUGCAUGCUUUUUACUCUUGCAUGCAAGCUCAGAACACCUCUGACGCGCUGAUUUGCAAAAUUUUCCCCUCUACUCUGCGAGGUAAUGCUCGAACUUGGUAUUACAGUUUACCUCCGAGGUCGAUCAGCUCUUAUACAGAAAUGGCAUCUGCCUUUGCCACUAAGUUUUCCAGUAGAAGGUUGAUUAGGAAAACUACUUCUGAGUUGAUGAGGGUUAAACAGAGGGACGGGGAGUCUCUGAAGAACUACAUGAGCAUAUUCAAUGAUGCAGUAUUGGAGGUUAGUUCUUUUGACCAAGUUGUGGGCAUUACGGCUGUAAUUGCUGGUCUCAAACAUGAUAGGUUUAGAGACAGUUUGAUCAAACAUGCUGCCACCACCUUUAGCGAGGUGAAUGAUCGGUCUCUUAAGUUUAUAACCGUUGAGGAGUAUGCCCUGGCACAAAACCCACCCCCCUCUAAGAACCAGAACCCAGAAUGGAGAGACGACAAUCCGAGCCGGAAAAGGAUGAGGAUGGCGCAGAACCGAGGUCCGAUGUUGACCUCCCCACCGAGAUUUGGAAAGCCGAACUCAACACCCCAGCAACAGUCUGCAGCUCAGAAGGGAAUGCUGAAUGAGUAUGUACAGCGAGUUGAACAGCCGAGGUUUGUCAGAGAACAGAGGCCGCAGCCUCAAGGAGCCCGCAAUCCCCCAAAUAGGCAAGGUGUGGGAUAUCAACAAACCCCACCUCCACUCCCACCACCAGCUAGAAUCAUACAUAUGAUUACGGGAGGCCUUGAAGCAGGUGGAUUGAGCUCUAAGCAGCGAAAGCUGUAUGUUAGGGAGGUUAAACAUCAAAACCAAGCUCAGAAGAGGAAGAUCGACGAUGCUGAAUGGAAGAAUCAACCAAUUACUUUCACAUCUGCUGAUCUCGAUACAGUUGUUACACCCCACAAUGAUCCUUUGGUCACUUUUGUCAUGAUUAACAACUGUGAAGUACAACGUGUCCUUGUCGACACUGGGAGUGCACCAGACAUCAUGUACUUCCACUGUUUCGAGAGUCUGGGACUAGAUCCAGCAUUGUUGCAGAAGUAUGAUGGUCCUAUCUAUGGUUUCAAUAACCAACCUGUUCCGGUAGAAGGAAUUCUUACCCUCUAUGUGGCUUUUGGGAGGGUCUCACCUCUGUAUGAAGUUCCCAACUCCCAUGGGAAUAGCAACACUGCGAGGAAACCAGGAGGUGGCCAAGCAUUGUUAUAUCACCUCGGUAACACAACCCAUGAAGGGCAAAGCUCAGACACCCGAAGCCAUUCCCCAGAAAAUUUCUGAUAAUCAGCAAGUUAUGGGUGUU